Molecule: messenger RNA, 3721 nt
Organism: Gadus morhua (Atlantic cod)
Lineage: Eukaryota; Metazoa; Chordata; Actinopteri; Gadiformes; Gadidae
Product: KIAA0513 ortholog
Exons: 12
Coding region: 315-1538 (407 amino acids)
Source: RefSeq, a predicted model, not a curated record
UGAACAUGCGCACAUCGGCGUACUGAGCUAAACGACGCACACAGGAGGGUUCCGACCACCAGAGACCACAUCUUCACCGUUACCUGGUACGCUUGAGUAGGGCCUGGGAGUGAAUAUCGGCGCCCCUGUUUUGGGAGAAGAUGUAGCUUGUGCAAGGUCUGGCUCCUCAUCCCAACGACCCCUCACCCUACCCCUGUUCUGGAGGACUACGUUCUGCCCCCCUCCAGCCCUCCUGCUCCAUGUGCAUACAGAGCCCCCAGUAGCUGGACCACAGGACACUGCUGAGCUACAGACUGGCCACUCGCUCUUUGGAAAUGGAGUCCGUCGCAGUGAGCAACCUCCUAGACCUCGACCUGCCGUCAGGAGCCCCGGCGCUGACCAGGGACGGAGGUCACAACAUUUUCUCCCCAGACGCCGCCCCCUACACAGGGGCCGCUCUACCAGAGCCCCUGGUCCCUGCAGGCCGCAGCCCCCGUCGCCAGCCCGACCAGCGGAGUCAGGAGGACGGGGAGAGCCAGAGUGACGCCACAGAGUCGGCAGACAGCGAAAAUGACAUGGACCCAGCCUCCAACCGGUGGGAGCUUCGACGGACAUCGUCCUCGUCCAAUCACAGUGGCGAGGAGCAGGACGCAGACACAGUGGAGAGGAGGGAGUUCAUGAAGGCCUAUGUGGAGAAGAUAUUUAACGGAAAAGAGGACUUUGCCCAGGAGGAGAAGGCUCGUUUUGGGGAACUGUGCAGCGGCGAGAACGGCAAAGGAAGGGAGUGGUUCGCCAAAUACGUCAGUGCACAGCGCUGCAACUCUAAAUGUGUGAGUGAGGCAACCUUCUACAGACUUGUGCAGUCAUUUGCUGUGGCUCUUUUUGAAUGCUACCAGAUGGAUGACUACAGCCCUGCCAAGAAUCUCAUGACCAUGUGUUUCACAUACUACCACAUUGGGAGGUUCCAGCCAUCCCCCUCUGAUUUGCUGGGGCCUAGCAGCUCAGGCAUGGACUCCUACCUGGACAAGGCCAACGUCUGGCUGACCGGGAGGAAGGAGCGGCUGCUGAAGACCACCCCCAAGCCCGACGUCAGGGGCUUCUUGGGGGGCUUGGAGAGCAAGCUCAGGGGGCCGGCGGUGCGCAGGACAGAGGAUUCAGAGUCUCCAACAGAGACGAAGCCUAAAUCACCAGGUGGUUUCAACACAGAGGAGCAGAAGAUUUACCUGUACACCCACUUGAGGCAGCAGCCCAUCUGGCACACAUUAAGGUUUUGGAACGCUGCCUUCUUCGAUGCUGUCGACUGUGAGAGGAAGAAGAGAUCUCCCACCACAAGGGAGAGGUGGUGCCACAUGACUCAGGAGGAGAAGGACGAGAGUUCUAAAAUGGAUGAGAACAUUGCCUUUGGCCAACUGGGUACCUUCACACACAACAUGCUGGAGUUCGGCCUCAGUAAGAAGCUCUGCAAGGACUUCUUGAAGAAGCAGGCGAUCAUCGGGAAUCUCAACGAAGAGCAAAACAAGUUGCUGAGUGACCACGUUGACAAGAUGGCAGCUGACUGAGUGGGCGCUACUGGAUGUUUGAUAGACUCACACUCACACAGACAAAUAACACACAACACAAACAGACACACAACACAGACACACACACAAUAAGGUGAAGAGCUUUGUAGCAGCCGCUCCAUCAUGUCUCCGGACUCCUCUUUGAUUCCCUCCCACUAGAGCAAUAAUAGAAAGUCGACUGUCUAUCAUCGUCAUCAUCAUCAUCAUCAUCAUCAUCAUCAUCAUCAUCAUCAUCAUCAUCAUCACAACAACACUCCUCGACUACCACUCUGUAUGUGUUCCUCCAAUGUGUGUUCUGAUGAUAGUGUUAACUGCAUUCAGGUAUGCCUACGUCACGGCAUUCUUAAUAUGCAUGUAUUAGCUGGAUAGAUAAAUGUAGGAUCCAGUAUUGGGUGGCCCUUUUGAAAAAUUCAGCUUUCAUGUGGCUGGCUAGGGGCAAUAUGGCUGUAUUUUAUUCGAUACAUUUCUCUACCAGUCAAUCCUGCUGUUCUUAUGCUAUAUUAGUGACCUGGAAUGUAGUUGUACUUCAUAUAGCCAAGUAUUUCUAGGUCAAAACCCAUCCGUUGCUAUUCUGUUCUAAAAUGUAGUGAGUUUGAUGUGAAUAUUCUUAGUAUGGAUUUCAGCGAAGGUUCAACAUGUUCAUGUUUAUUUGUAACGUUAAUCCACAAGUAUACAGUAUACAUUUUCACAUUCCCAGUAGCUGUUGCAAACCUAUACACAACUGUGUUGAACAACAAUGACCCAACUCAUCUGUCCAAAGACCAUAUCUUAACCCUAACAAACCAUUAAAAAAUGAUUUAGUGUUAUUAUUUUAUGCAAGGGACUAUGUUAUAAAAUUAGGACAUGCAAAGUGCCUUUUCAUGUACCUUCUAACAUGUUUGUCGUGGUCAAUGUAAAAAAUCCUCAUUCCUUUCCAUCUUGAUACCUUUGUAUUAGUGUAGUCUUUCAACAGACUCAAUGCUUGUGCUUUAGUGAAUAACCAGAUCAACACAUGUAGCUGUAGGCGGGUAGAAGUGUUGCAUUUGAUUGUGAGCUCUUCAUUUAGAAGAAUUGCCAAGAAUUAGGAGCAUGGCAGUGGCUGUUCCUAAAUAAUUACCCAUACUGUGCAUGUAUAUUUAUUUAGAAUAGCCUGUGAAAUGCCGUUGAGACGGCUAGACUGCAUUACUCAAUCUUACCAAUAGGCGGUAGCAUUGUUUCUCCAGUUCAUCUCUCCUCGUACAUCUCAAUAUAAAACGGAAUGUGUUGAAAAAGCUGUCCCUGUUUAAAAACCCAAACCCAUGUACACAUAUUUGUUUUUAAAUCGUCAUUUUUUAAGGUAAUUCAGUUAUAACUAUUGUAUAUUCCUUCCUGUGCAUUUUCCAAAACUUUGUGGAGAGAAUUGCCUAUGUUUUGCAUAAUCUUUGUGACUAUUUUCUGAUUAAGAUGAAACUCAAGUGCUCCCUUUUUGCCUCUAUGAUACGAUCAUUAAGAAUGCAGUAAGAUAAUGCAUGUCGUGACCUUUCAGCUGACUGAUAUGACUCAUUGAGUGUCAUUCAGCGCCUUCCCAUCCAGCAAUGUAACAGAUGGAGCCCAGUUUGCCUUCCAAGUCUAUUCCUUUCCACGUUGUCUAUGGUGAACUGACCCUUAAUGCCUCUGGUGUUAUAAGCCUUAUUUGACCGUCUCGGCAAACCUUUUGUAUAAACGAUUUAUCUUCCUAUAGCUCGCAUUUUAAAAGAACCGUCCAAUGUUUUUGUUGCGGAGUCCUUGACUUUUGUACGAGCUGUAUAUUCACUCAGAUAUCUUGGAUCUUUAGUGAGUUUAACCGACCCGUCCAACUAAGCCAUAAUCAAAACCACUGAAAGAGUCUGGCCCUUCAGAUCAAUGUAAAGCAGGGACCCCAUAUCCGCCUGGAUAGGCUUUUGUAUUUUCCUUGCAUGCUGCAUGAUCUCUGGUUUGGGCAUUUAUUGUUUGAAGUUUUCACACUGGGAGCAUAGGAGAGUAGUAAUAUUCAACCUUGCCCAUUCAUCAACCGUGUGACACAUUUUAUACUCUAAAUUGUUUCCUUACCAAAUGAAGUCAAGAUGAGGUCCUUGGUAUUUUGUAAACAAUGCUAAGACAGGCAACAGCUACAUUUGCAUGCCAAUGUCAAUGAUAUCCAAUGUUGAAUCAAGCGCUGUAUUAAAAUGUUCUUUUGAGGUUGGCAA